AUGGACUUCCAGCAGUUAAUGAUGCUUGCUUCUCAAAAUCAAAUGAAAGCUGAAAAAAAUCUGCCUUCUACUAAGAAGUAUAGCACAGAAGUAUCGGCACCAAAAAAGCUACAGAAGGUUCGUGCUGCAUCCGAUAUUGUGAAAAAGUUGAGAAAGGAGAAAGUGCAGGAAAAACUAGAAAAGGAAAGGAAUGACAUUAAUGAUCACAUUACAGAGAGAAUCAAGGAACAGAAGCGGCGGGAAGAUGCUCUCCGAGACAAGAAAAUUGAAAAGAUGCGAAGCAAAGUGCAUCAUGAAAGAGAAAAAAGCAAAGUACGGAUUGAUAAACAGAUAGAAAGGGCCAAAGAAAGGAGGGAGAAUGUAGAUGAAAAAAACCUGACUGCCAAAAUGAAGGAGAAAUUAAAAGAGGAACGAUUGCGGGAAAAGUUGAGAGAAAUAAAAUUAAAAGAUAAACAAGAAAUACAGCUGACAACCGAAGGAAUGACAGCAGCUGAAUCAAAGAAAGAAGCUGAGAAAGAACCAGAAAAGCCUACAUCAGCAUGGGACAGGAUCUAUAACCAAAUACAAAAGUCUAAUCCGGUCAAAAAACCAGUGAAACGUAAACGAGUGAUAGACAGUGAUGAGGAGGAUGAAGAAGAAAUGGCAGACUUCAUUGAUGAUGAGCCUAUUGAGGAUGAAUACUCAUCCAAUUAUUCCAAAUGUAUCAGGGAGAUUUUUGGAUACGAUCGAAGAAAAUUCCAGGAUGAUGACGACGAUGAUGAUAAUAUGGAGACAAGUUUUGCUCAACAGAUGAAGGAAGAGAUUAGAAGUACCAAGAUUGGAAUCCUGGAGGAUCUUGAAGAUAUUCGGUUAGAAAAAGAACAGAAAAAAAAGAAAGCAAAAUUAAAAACAUGA
Messenger RNA from Acanthosepion pharaonis, 894 nucleotides. NCBI's taxonomy places the organism in Eukaryota, Metazoa, Mollusca, Cephalopoda, Sepiida, Sepiidae. The record is from the annotation of a GenBank genome assembly.